Molecule: messenger RNA, 2153 nt
Organism: Galleria mellonella (greater wax moth)
Lineage: Eukaryota; Metazoa; Arthropoda; Insecta; Lepidoptera; Pyralidae
Gene: gkt
Product: probable tyrosyl-DNA phosphodiesterase
Exons: 13
Coding region: 177-2066 (629 amino acids)
Biological process (GO): double-strand break repair; single strand break repair
Cellular component (GO): nucleus
Molecular function (GO): 3'-tyrosyl-DNA phosphodiesterase activity; double-stranded DNA binding; single-stranded DNA binding
Source: RefSeq, a predicted model, not a curated record
UGAGUCGUGGUGUUAUAAAUUUCUCUGUGAUAUGUUGUCAAAUGUUAAUAUAAUUUCAAAUUUUAAUUCCCAAUUUUAUAUCAUGUUUUAUUUUUUAUUCAAUCGAAUAGAAUUAUAAUCAUUACCUACUUUGUUAGUUAGGUUUUAAUAUUUUAAAUGUCCUUUUAAUUAACGUCAUGAGUAAACGAAUAUCUCCAAUGUCAGCAGAUGAACGGCCGAAGAGAGUGAAAAAAGAAUGUAAUUAUGGGGAAAAAUGUUUCAGAAUGAAUCCAGUGCAUUUUAGGGAGUUCAGUCACAGACACUUGGAAUCGAUACUAGAUGCGUACUCUGGAUGUGGUGAGUACCCAAUACCGGAACACCUGAGCUCCCAGCGGCACAUGAUAAAGGAACAGCUCGAGGUUAUCGUUGAGAAGAAGCUGUAUGAGCCGGUUACAGAAGGGAGCGGUGGCGCAAGUACAUCAAAAGAUGAUUUACAAAGUAAAACUGAAACACAAAGUACUAGGAUCACAUCAAAGGAAAGUAGUUCAAAACAAUUGACCAGUGGUAUGAGGGGAAACGAAAAUAUUAGCAGAGCUAAAGAUGAUGGGAAAUUGUCUAAAGGUGAUGAAAAGAACCUAAAAGUGAAGAGCAGAGAGAACAGUGGAUCUCCAACUGUUAAUAUGGAGGGGAAAUCAGCAAAUCAAAAAGGUACAGACUACCGCCCGGUAGUACAGCCCACGCGUCGCCCAGAGAAUUUCCUGAAGGUGGUGUUACCACGUGGCAACAUGGCGGCGAAGCAUGCCGCUAGCGCCCCCUAUCAUAUAUUUUAUACAACUAUAUCUGACGCGAAGGAAACACAUAAUCAACCAUACUCCAUAACGUUUUUAGAAAUCCUGGAUCACAGUUUAGGCGAGCUGAAGUGUUCCCUCCAGAUAAAUUUUAUGGUCGAACUGGGCUGGCUCCUAGCGCAGUAUUACUUCGCGGGCUACAGCGAGAAAAGGCUGACCAUACUCUAUGGUGAGGACGCGCCGGAACUGAAGAAUAUAAACAAGAAGAAGCCCCACGUAGACGCGCACCACGUCAACAUGGCGACGCCGUUUGGAAAGCAUCAUACGAAAAUGAUGAUAUUAUGCUACGAAGAUGGAUCACUACGCGUGGUGGUGUCAACUGCGAACCUGUACCUUGAUGAUUGGGAGAACAGGACUCAGGGCCUAUGGUUCAGCCCACGCUGUCCAGAACUUCCAGCGGACGCGAUGCCGUUCGACGGCGAGUCGCCGACUUCCUUCAAGAAGUGCCUGCUGCGCUACCUGAACCACUACCAGAUGCCGCAGCUCGCCCACUACGUCGAGAGGGUGAAGAGAUGUGACUUCAGCCAUAUCAACGUAUUCCUAGUGGCUUCCGCGCCAGGAUCACAUUUCGACAUGGAUUGGGGCAUGACUCGUGUGGGGGCGCUGUUGCGGCAGCACUGCUGCAUCCCGCCAGCAGAGAACUCGAAGUGGCCCCUGUUGGCGCAGGCCAGCAGCAUCGGCAGUUACGGGAACGACCCGAAGCUAUGGCUCACCGGCGACUUUCUGCACCACUUCACGAAAAUAAAGAACCAGCCGCAGAUGCUGUCCGCGCCGGCUGAACUGAAGAUAAUAUAUCCUUCAUUAGAAAACGUGCAGCGGUCCCUGGACGGUCUACUGGGUGGCGGCUGCCUGCCGUACGCGGCCGCCGCGCACGCUAAGCAACCCUGGCUCAACAGCUUCCUCUACCAGUGGCGGGCUACGUGCAGCGGCCGCGACCGAGCGAUGCCCCACAUCAAGUCGUACAUGCGCACGUCGCCCGACAACAAGAUGGCCGCCUACUACCUCCUCACGUCGGGUAACGUCAGCAAAGCAGCCUGGGGCUCCAUAAACAAAGGCAACUCCGCACUGAGGAUCAUGAGUUAUGAAGCCGGCGUGUUAUUACUGCCGAGAUUUGUGAUGAACGAAGACUUGUUCCCGCUGUCUGAUGGCGCCAAGAAUCGCUUGAUCGUGCCAUACGAUAUACCACCAACAAAGUACGCCAGCGACAUGUCGCCGUGGCUCUUCGAUUACCUCAGUUGAGCUCUUGUACGUUCAUGCUACCCUGGUCGCGUCAAGGGAAAUUAUGAUAUAUUUUUGUGAUUGUCUGUUAUUAAUUAAUAAAUAAAG